AUGACCGAAAAGAGUAAAUACUGGUGUCUGGCUAUUGCGGCCUGGGCCAAUCCCGGAAGCGUGCAUAACCCUGACUCUACCUCGACUGAAUAUGCCUCUGACCAGCUUGCGAUAGCUGCGGCCAAAAACCCUCAGCACUCAGGCAUUGCCUUGCUAAACGAGGGUGACAUCACAGCUCGUUUACAAAUGCUAGUGGACUCUCGGGGAUUCGAAAGCAUGCUCAAUCUCCGGCAAUCUCCAACGACAGAUGAUCUUGAAAAUCUAGUCAACAUAGCGUCCCACCUAAAGGGACUUGACUUUCCAGAAUAUGAGGACCGCGAGGAAUACGCUGACGUUAUGUCUCCAAAACAGCUGACUGAAUGUCUUUCGUCAAUCCUUAUAGGGCGGAUGUGCAAACUUCUCCGCAUCAACCCUCCAGAAACAUUGUCCUCCACGACUUUAUAUUCUGAAUUGCUACGAUUGUACACUGUUGCGUCUUGUCCUAGUGCUGGUCUACCUCCACCACCACCUCCUCCUCUGUACCAAGUGGCAGUACAAGGCAGCUUAUCGCAGGGAAUACGCCCAGCCCAUCCGUUCAAUCCAGGACUGAAUCAGGGAAAACUGAAAAUACUGCGGCCUCAUACGGAACAGAUGCAGCGGGGUCUUUUCAGGCGAGUUUGGGACGGUAUCAAGAAGUUUGGACGCCGCGGUGGUGGCUCGCUGUCAGACGAGCACCGCCGCAGAAUGCCCACCUUCACAAAUUCGGCCCUGCGUAUUUAG
Molecule: messenger RNA, 759 nt
Organism: Pochonia chlamydosporia 170
Lineage: Eukaryota; Fungi; Ascomycota; Sordariomycetes; Hypocreales; Clavicipitaceae
Exons: 2
Coding region: 1-759 (252 amino acids)
Source: RefSeq, a predicted model, not a curated record